This is a messenger RNA of Lolium rigidum, 1332 nucleotides long. Its product is annotated as probable protein phosphatase 2C 5. The record is from RefSeq and is a predicted model, not a curated record. The transcript has 11 exons. Gene Ontology annotation, biological process: protein dephosphorylation. NCBI's taxonomy places the organism in Eukaryota, Viridiplantae, Streptophyta, Magnoliopsida, Poales, Poaceae. Gene Ontology annotation, molecular function: protein serine/threonine phosphatase activity. The coding region runs from base 16 to 1182 and encodes 388 amino acids.
AAUCACACCACUAGUAUGGCGUUGCUGAGCCCGCGUGUGCCGCGGCUGCCGCUCGCCUCCCACUCCGCCGGCGCUCUCCGGUGCUGUGGCCGGGCUGCCGCGUCCGCUGCGCGGUGCCAAGCGACAGCGGCGGGCAGCGUCGCGGCGGGCUCUCAGUCCUCGUCGGGGCUGGAUGCCAUCCGGUGGGGAAGCGCCAAGCUGCAGGGCGCCCGCGAGGAGAUGGAGGACGAGGUCGUCCUCCGUCCCGAAUCCCUCCUCCACGGCUUCUCCUUCGCCGCGGUCCUCGACGGCCACGCCGGUUUCUCCACCGUCCAGUUCCUCAGGGACGAGUUGUACAAGGAAUGCGCGGCCGCGUUGGAUGGUGGCGCGGUGCUUAAUACCAAGAAUCUUGAAGUCAUCACGGAAUCGAUCAGGCGUGCCUUUGCCACUGUGGACGCCAACCUCUCCACCUGGCUUGAGCAAAUGGACAAGGAAGACGACUCUGGGGCCACAGCCACGGCCUUGUUUCUGAGGAACGAUGUCCUUGUUGUCUCACACAUUGGUGACUCCUGCUUGCAGGUCGUAUCCUGUGGCGGAAGACCUCAAUCUCUGACAAACUUUCACCGUCCGUAUGGGAACAACAAAACAUCCCUUGAAGAGGUCAAGCGGAUUAGAGCAGCAGGUGGAUGGAUUCUCGAUGGACGCAUAUGUGGAGACAUUUCGGUAUCUCGAGCUUUUGGAGACAUAAGAUUUAAGACACGGAAGAAUGAGAUGCUGGUAAAAGGAGUUAAAGAAGGAAGAUGGACUGAAAAAUUCAUCUCAAGAAUAAAAUUUAAAGGGGAUCUAAUAAUCUCUUCACCUGAUGUAUCUCUGGUGGAGCUUGGACCGGAUGUGGAAUUUGUUUUGGUAGCAACUGAUGGCCUUUGGGAUUACAUUAAAAGCACUGAAGCAGUAGCUUUUGUCAGAGAUCAACUCCGUCAACAUGGAGAUGUCCAGAGGGCCUGUGAGGCGCUUGGGGAGAAAGCUCUGGAUCAACGGUCACAAGACAACAUUAGCAUAGUCAUAGCUGACUUGGGAAGGACAAACUGGAAGGAGUUGCCCGUUCCAAGGCCAAACGUGUUCUUGGAGCUAAGUCAAGCAGUUGCAACUGUAGGGGCUGUGUCACUAGGAAUCUGGAUUUCAUCACUUCUUACCCUGCAAUAGGCCUAGUUCAGUUCAGAUUUGUACAGUGCGUAUAGCAUUACUCCUGCUCCAGCUGCAAAUAUGUAUGGGCUCAUAGGGUUAAUUUAUAGGAUAAUUAAACUGUUCAACAGUAUCUGGACUGAAAAGAAGAAAAAAUGUAUGUUUCUGCAA